Messenger RNA from Drosophila rhopaloa, 624 nucleotides. RefSeq lists its product as uncharacterized. The record is from RefSeq and is a predicted model, not a curated record. The transcript has a single exon. NCBI's taxonomy places the organism in Eukaryota, Metazoa, Arthropoda, Insecta, Diptera, Drosophilidae. The coding region runs from base 65 to 544 and encodes 159 amino acids. Gene Ontology annotation, biological process: regulation of microtubule polymerization or depolymerization.
UUUACUUUUGGUCCCUCAAUUUUUAAGCCACAUCCAAAAAUUUAUAGAAAGACUUUUCUAAAUUAUGAGCACUCGCGAUUAUUUGCGUGGGUCCAGACCCUCGGCCUUCUACGUGCACUUCGAGGAUCCUGUGCGGGAGGAUCUGCCCAGCGGUCUGCACCGCAAGCCCCGCCCUUCCGCGCCACGCCCCCAGGGGCAGCGGAUGGAGGCGGCGGCGGAGCGUCGCAGCUGGCUGGGUGAGCAAAAGGUGGAGCAGCUGUCCGUCCGUUUGGCGCGAGUGGCGCUGAUCACCGACCGCCACCACCGACGGUCCACGCAGAGUUGGCUGGAUGCCCGGGAUCGCAUCACUCGCGACAUGGACGAGCAUGUGCGGAAGAGGACGGCCCUGAUCUCGAAGCGUCUGAGGAACCUCUCCCACCACAACCAGGAGGUUCGGGCUCGCCGGGAUGAGGCCAAGCAGGACAAGCUCCUCCGCAAGCUGACCCAUCUCUACGAGGCCAAGAAUGCGAGCACAAUUUCCCAGUUUUGGGGCAAGCAGAAAUAACUUACUAACAAAUUGGUGAUCCUAUCACUGUGGCAAAAACAAAAAAAAAUUAAAUCGGAACAAAUUGGGCUCCUUAAAAA